AUGAUGUCUUUACUUGUUCAACUUGUUCCAGUUUUGGCUUUCUACCUCAGUCUUCACUUAUCAUGCACCGCUGGUCCGUCGUUUACGAAGGAACCUCAAUCCCCAUUAUUGGCAAGUUUGGGCUCUAACGUCACUUUUCGCUGGGAUUUUACCUAUGGUAAAGUGGGUUACUUGAAGAUGGUGGUCAUUUGGGGAAAGGUAGAUAGAUACGGUAACUUUGAGGACAAAUUCAUAACAGUUACACCGCCAAGAACUUGGGCGGCGAACACACAAGUUCCCUCAUCCAUUACCUCCAGGCUUCAUUGGAGUGGAAAUUUCAAUCAAAACGGAAGUGUACAACUGUUUACUUUACGAAAUGUGGGCAAAUCAGACGAAAUUGAUUAUGCUUGCAAGGUGAUUAUGGAUGGUACUACUAAGACGAGUGCCUUAGUGAAACUCCUCAUUCGGGUUCCACCAAAAAUAAUUACAAAACCAAACGCGACAGUCGAUGUGGAAGAUGGGGAGAGGGUCAACUUGGAGUGUGACGCAACAGGUGAUCCACCUCUCUCCAUCACAUGGAAAAACAAUGGUAAAGUAUUAAAGCGUGGAAAUACAAGUACAGUUUUACAGAUUCCUAAUGUUCAACUUAAAGAUGCUGGCACCUACACCUGCAAUGCAACAAACCAAGUUGGAUCUGAUUUUCAUCGAGUUAAAAUGCGAGUUAUACGAUAUAGACCUCACAUCAACAAAACAGCUUCAACAAGUCCUUCUAUAAAAUCAUGGCUCAAUCACAAUACAACCCUACAUUGUGCAUUUUAUGCCAAUCCUGCGGCGAAAUUUGCGUGGAUUAAAAAUGGCCGACAGAUCUUAAACGGAGUACAUUCGACGCAUGAUGGUAGCACGCUGACGCUGAUACCGAAAACUGUGGGCGACUUCGGUUUGUACACGUGUAAUGCAUCAAACAGCAAAGGACCUGCGUGGUAUAACAUCACAGUGGAACAACUUUAUCCACCUGGCCCUCCUGUGGUACAUAACAUUUCGCGGAACGUGUUGGAAUUCAACGUCACGUGGAACAAAUCGAUUGAAAAUGGAGGCAGUGUCAUACUGGACUUUAUGAUAACAUUACUGCAUGCAAAUGGAAGUAUGGUGAGGCGACAGAACGCAAUUAAAGAAACCUCAUUCCACCUCAAACAUCUGAGGCAAAACAGAACAUACAUAGUCAUAUUACAAGCAAGAAACAUCGUUGGUUAUGGAGAGUCAAAAAAUAUCACAGUUACAACGCUUGAAGCAGACGUACCUGGUCCACCAGUCAUAAAAGCUGCCAGGCCAGGAGUGCUCUCUUUGAACAUAUCUUGGUACUCCCCAAAUGAAGACAACAACAUCGAGGUAUUGGACUACAGAAUAAAAGUCCUGGAUGGCAUCACCAAAAAGUCAAUAAAGCAAUAUGCAAGUAUUCCAACAACGUCAUUAAUUAUUAAGAAUCUGAAGAAAAACAGUUCAUACGUGGUUGAGAUUCAGGGGAGGAAUGAGGUCGGUUACGGAAAGACAGCUAAAAUCAGUGGGACCACUCUUCCACAAGGACCUCCUGAUUCACCUUCAAUAUCAAACCUUACCGUUCAUGGAAAUAACUGCUCAUUGCAAUGGACGGAGCCAUACAAUGGAAAAAGCCCGAUCACGAUGUAUACUAUACAUGUCUGGAAAAUCAUAGUUUAUUUGAAUGGUUCACUUUUCUGGAAAAAAAUCAAAACAUGGAAUACCACAAAGACACUUUCUCUCAUGCUCAACCUUGAAUGGAAUCAAAAUUAUACAGUUGCAGUUUCAGCGUGGAACAAAUACGGUAAAGGCUCCUCAUCGAUAAAAGAACGUUGUGAGAUUGGACGAGAUCCUCAAGUAACACGCUCAACUACUGUAACGAGGACUACUAAUGCUCCUACUGCCAUUCACACACAAGAUGCAGAAGCAACAUCCCAUGAGGGUACAAGAGGGGCUUCAACCAUGGCUUCUACAACUGAGUCAGAAGAAACUAUGGAAACCAGUAACACUGCGGUUGAAGGCAGUCCAAUCAAGUUUGAUCACCUCCUUCUGAUAUGGAUUGCAAUAUUGGCACUGAUAGUAGCAUGCCUUGUAUUCCUGCUUUGGAAAGCCACACAAAAGAUAAGAAAAUGCAGAUAUCAAAGAAAAACAGACCAUCUCACGGAGAGGGAAUUGGGCAAUGCCUCUUCAAUAUCUACAGCGGAAGAACCGAAAGAACUGACGGUUCAAAACCAGUAUGAGAGCAUAGAAAUUUUGGAGGUACAUUAUAACGGUGGAUAUUCCUCAGAAGAGUCGAAAAACGUUGAAGAGAGUGCACCCGUGACUCAUCACUAUCAUGUCCCAGGAGGUCCUUCAGAAUAUAACCAUUUGCACGAAACAUCUGGUUCUCCUCGAUCGAAAAAAUCCAAAAAUGGAAGAAACAAACAGAGACAAGAAAUUGGGGAAUAUUCGCAUCUUUCUCGAGGUGAAUCACCAGUCAAAGAGCGUAACCGGCCACAUUUACCUAAUGUAACAUUUCUUGUUUCUCCGCGGCGUCACUGGGAAAUCUCAAGGGACAGAAUAAGGAUUGAAUCUACCAUCGGUCGUGGAGAGUUUGGACUUGUUAAGAUGGGUCAUGCUCUGGAUGUUACCAAUGACGGAGGAUGGAGCGUCGUCGCAAUAAAAACAUUGAAAGACAAUGCAAGUGAAUCACAUCUCAAAGACUUGCUAUCUGAACUCAAGGUCAUGAGAGAACUCUCGCCACAUAAACACGUGGUACAACUUCUCGCUUGCAUUACAAAAUCAGAGCCUCUGUGUGUGAUCACAGAAUUUGCACCUUAUGGAGACCUACUGGGCUUCUUGAGGAAGAAACGAGGCUUCAAAGACGAUUACUACAAUAUACAACAGCUUCCUAACGUACGACUUACCUCACGACAGCUUAUGACGUUUGCGUGGCAGAUUGCUGAUGGAAUGGCGCAUCUUAGCGCAGCGAAGAUUAUUCAUCGUGACCUGGCAGCUAGGAAUGUCCUUUUGGGAGAGAAUUUGACGUGUAAAGUUACAGACUUUGGGAUGGCGCGAAACAUCCAUGAAAGGGGCAUGUACCAAAAAAGCUCUGAGGGACGCCUACCAGUGAAAUGGACAGCUUUGGAGGCGUUAGAACAUGGACAAUAUACAACAAAAAGCGACGUAUGGAGCUUUGGGGUGCUUCUCUUUGAAAUAGUCACUAUUGGUGGCCGCCCAUAUCCCGGCAUGGACGUGACAGAGCUGGUGGAGAAAUUACGAAGAGGUUACAGAAUGGAAAAGCCGCAGCAUUUAGACGAAAAAGUAUAUGACCUAAUGCUUUCUUGUUGGAAUGAAGAUCCCGAAAAACGAUUGACGUUUUCACAACUUUACAGGGCUCUAAAGCAACUGGAUGGGGAGAUUGAGGACUGCAUCAACCUGACGACAUACAAUGGAAGAGUGUACGAGAACGUUUAAUGCCGCUGAGAUAGAAACUCCUGUUUGAAAUGCAGUCAAUGGUGCUGCCUUGUUAAAUAUUGACAGAACACGAACUCCCCUCUAGAAAAUAAGAAAACCGAGAACAUUACAGUAAAAAAUGUAGUUCAUUGUACCACUGAGGAGAUGAAGAAAAUUAUCCAUGGGAAGGACAUUAAAACAAAAUCAGUACUUUGUAGGCAAAAGUGUUUAUCUUUUCUGGCAUUUAUAAUUUUUUUCUUGACUGAUAACGAGUCUUGACUUGAGUUCAACUGUAGUAUGCAACCUCAAAAGUGUUUGUUAUAAGAGCAACUUUUAAUUGAGUGUCGAUAAAAAUCUGGGACUGCACAUGUCUUGCCUCAGUACCAUCCACGAUUGUUGUAGGAAACUUUCACCUCCUUCGUAGCCAAUCAGUUGCUUAGCUGAAAGGAAUCACGAACUGCCGCUCCCCGUUUCACUGCGCUUGGGGUGACCGGAGCUAUUUGGGCAGCUUCGCGUAGUAUUUAUCUUUGAUUUGAUUUAUCAUCUCGAUCUCGUUAUUUUUGUUUUUACGACACUCAAUCGGAAACAGCUCUGAAUCAGGCGUUUGAUUCGAUCUGUCUACGAGACAUCUAAUUUAUAUUAUUUCAAUUUCCAAGAAAUUUGUACUCGUCUGUAAAAAAUUAAAUUAAUUUUGUAAACUUGUUUAAGCUUCGAUAGCUUUAAGUGACCUAUAUUUAACACCCUAAGAGUUUCAAUGAACUUUCCUAUCAGAUAUCUUAGGAAGAGCUGGCUGAUAAAAUGUCCGUUAGGAAGUAUAGAUUUAUAUUGAUGAUGAAACCUCGACAAGCGCACAAUGAUAGACCAUUUCACAAAAAUGUACGCCCAACUUAUUCAUAUGGCACAAUAACAAACACUUCUCACUGAUAGAAAUUCUACGGCCUACAGGCUUUCUACUGAAAAUUUUCAAGUCAUUGCUAUUCAAAUGAUCGCUCAAAAUGGCAGUUGAUUUCAAGAUUUUUCUCCAUGGCCAAUGAUUAGUAAAAAAUGUCAAAGUUUUUUCAACCUUAAAAUUUCGUUUAAUAAGAAGGAAACAAUAGCGGGCUGAACAGAAAUUUGUGAAAUCACUAGAAAGAAGGAUUCUUAUUUGGGCGCCAAAGUAAAUUUUCGGCCUAGUCUGGUUUAAAUUUUCAUUUACCAUUUUUAGAAACCUUCCCAAGAUAAUUUUCAAAAAUAGAUAACAUGCAUGCUUGUUAAGUUUGUAUGAAGACCCAUUGAUUUUUUUUCCAUCAAAUGCUAUCAGUGAAGGUUUUACUGCGAAUAUGACACACCUAAAAUCACAGCUGUCAACGUUCAAACUUUCCACUUCAAUUGUAGAAAAUACCACUCUAUAAUUUAUUUAUGUUAUUGCACCGUAAGUUUAUAUAGCAUGGAGUUCGUUUUAUUUGUACCUCUUUAUUAUAUUUCAUAUUUUUGGUAUUAACCAUUUUGCAUUCUAUGUUAAUCAUUUUCCUGAAUUAUUUCACUAAUGUAAUUCACUUUAUCAUUUUAUAGAUUUAUAGUUUUCUGCUAUCGCGAAAAAAGGUUUUGCUUAUCUUUAUGUACGAGGUAUAAGCUCGUGAGAGACUUACCUUGUUCGAAAUGAAUCUGGAACCUUAUUGCAUUGUUUGGAAUUUACUUGGAAACUAAUUACAUCGUAGAAAAUACCAGUCUUUAUCAUAUUUAUCUUACUAUACUUAAUUUUUAUACAGCAUGAAGUUCUUUUAUUUGUACCCUGUUUGUUCUAUUUCAUAUCAUCGGUAUUAACCAUUCUGCAUUUUAUAUGAAUCAUUUUAUUGAAUUAUUUCACCGUUGCUGAUGCAAUUUACGCUAUUAAUUUAUAAAUGUAGAUUUUCCGUCAUUUUGAUUGUUUCUAUAUACGAGUUAUGAUGUUACCUUGGGAAAGCUGAACAAACUCGAGUUGUUCGUCAGUUAUGAUGUAAAUAUUGAUAUACGAUUAAUUAUUCAAGAGACUGUCCUGGUGUUUGUUUUUAUGGUUGGUUGUUGUACGCAAAAGAAGACAAUAUUAAUAAAUUUCUAUUAAUUAUCAAAUCCUUCGGGACCGCUUAUCAUGUUUAAAUAAGCAAAAGCUGAUUAUUAACAGCUUUAUUGAUCAUGUGUGUGCUAAGUAUUUUUAUUAUAGGUGACUUGAGUGGAAUUAUACACUGAUAAGAAAUAAAAGGUAUAAAG
Pocillopora verrucosa is the source of this 5673-nucleotide messenger RNA. RefSeq lists its product as uncharacterized. Gene Ontology annotation, molecular function: ATP binding; transmembrane receptor protein tyrosine kinase activity; protein binding. Gene Ontology annotation, biological process: positive regulation of kinase activity; protein phosphorylation; multicellular organism development. The record is from RefSeq and is a predicted model, not a curated record. Lineage: Eukaryota; Metazoa; Cnidaria; Anthozoa; Scleractinia; Pocilloporidae. Gene Ontology annotation, cellular component: signaling receptor complex; plasma membrane.